AUGCGGCGGCAUCAGCAAGGCCGGCACGCGGUCCCAGAUGCGGCGCAGAAGGUUGGAGCCCCCAAGAGGAAGUUGUCCGCCUCCCCAGCAGCCAAGAAUGCCCCACCUCUGUAUGACCUGCCGCCGGCAGCCACCGUCUUCAACAACGGUCUGGACGUGUCCAUGGAGGAGGUCGGCGUGGACCUGUUCAGUCCAAGCAUCAUGCAUAUGCCAUGGGCUCAAGUGCGCGGGGCGGCGACGCCAGUGCCCAGCCGCGGGAUCAUGGCGCGCGAACCUGGCCGCGGGGCUCGGGGUGCGUGGGGCGACAACGGCGGCACCCGCCCGCUGGACGACGUGCACAGGCCUCACCCAACCGCCUGCAAGCAAAUUCAGAACUCAACUGCAAUCAUGAUUGCAAGGACGGCUGUGGCACGGGAUGACACAAGAGGUGAUGGCACAACCUCCGCUGUGCUUUUUAUUGGGGAGCUAAGCAGUCUGAGUGGUUCACAGAUGAAGAACAUGAGAUUAUUUUACUUCGGGAAUAUAAAAAAUAGUACUGUAUCAUUUCUCGAGCUCGGCUUUAGGAGGUGGAUAUCAGGCAUGAGCAACAUACAGACGCAGGACAUACUUGAAACUUUAGAUCCUGAUGAAGAGCUGUUUGGGAACAGGAUUCUUGUGGAGCUAUAA
Messenger RNA from Miscanthus lutarioriparius, 666 nucleotides. The record is from the annotation of a GenBank genome assembly. NCBI's taxonomy places the organism in Eukaryota, Viridiplantae, Streptophyta, Magnoliopsida, Poales, Poaceae.